Molecule: messenger RNA, 1449 nt
Organism: Rhodamnia argentea
Lineage: Eukaryota; Viridiplantae; Streptophyta; Magnoliopsida; Myrtales; Myrtaceae
Product: thermospermine synthase ACAULIS5
Exons: 10
Coding region: 188-1204 (338 amino acids)
Biological process (GO): polyamine biosynthetic process
Molecular function (GO): thermospermine synthase activity
Source: RefSeq, a predicted model, not a curated record
UUGAGCUCCAAAACUCUCACCCCCCAUCUCCUUUUCCUGUUCUUCUCCCAUUACUUCAAAAGGGGCACAAAGAAGGUCUCUUCCUUUCACAUUCGUUUUGGGCUUGUGUGGGUAGUUUUUUUUUUUGCUGUUUACCUGCUUUUUUUUGGGGGGGGUGGAUUUUGGGGAUUUAUUUUGAUUCUUGGAGAUGGGUACCGAAAGUCUUGCAAUCUUGCACACCAAUGGGUUCUCCAAGACCGGCAAUGAGGGUGAGAGGAAUGUGGAGGAGAGUCCUGCCGAUGGUUGCGUCUGGUUUGAGGAGCAGAUAGAUGAUGAUCUCAAAUGGUCUUUUACUUUGGAGAGAGUGCUACAUAGAGGGACAAGUGCUUAUCAGCAGAUAGCUCUUCUGGACACCAAGCGAUUUGGGAAGGUCUUGUUGAUAGAUGGGAAAAUGCAGAGUGCCGAAAAGGAUGAGUUCAUAUACCAUGAAUGCUUGAUUCACCCUCCUCUGUUAUGUCAUCCAAACCCAAAAACACUGUUUAUAAUGGGAGGGGGCGAGGGUUCAGCAGCAAGAGAAGCACUUAAGCACUUGUCAAUUGAAGAAGUGGUCAUGUGUGACAUCGACCAGGAAGUGGUCGAUUUUUGCAAGAAGCAUCUGACUGAAAAUCGUGAGGCCUUUUCUAGCGAGAAGCUGAAAUUAGUCAUAAACGACGCAAAGGCCGAGCUGGAGAGUAGGAAAGGUAAGUUUGACAUCAUAGUUGGAGAUCUAGCCGAUCCAGUUGAAGGAGGACCGUGCUAUCAGCUCUACACCAAGUCAUUCUACGAGAAGAUCAUCAAGCCUAAGCUCAAUAAGAAUGGCAUAUUUGUCACUCAGGCAGGACCAGCAGGCAUUUUCACCCACAAGGAGGUCUUCUCAUCGAUAUACAAUACAAUUAAGCAAGUUUUCAAAUAUGUCAUUCCUUAUACGGCCCAUGUGCCUUCUUUUGCUGAUACAUGGGGAUGGGUCAUGGCCUCCGAUGAACCGUUCUCUGUGGAUGCCAAGGAAAUUGAUAGGAGGAUAGAAAAGAGAAUCGACGGGGACCUGCUCUAUCUCACUGGUGCCUCAUUCCUUUCUUUGGCCACCCUGAACAAGAUGGUUUUGACCUCGCUUUUGAAGGAAACCCACGUCUACACAGAAGAAGAUGCAAGAUUUGUACAUGGACAUGGUGUGGCAUACCGCUGCUGAGGGGUCAAGCCUCGGUCUGAUGGGAAUGGCUGUACAGGAAAGGGAGAUCUUGAGUUGCUGUGAAAAAGAUUUAACCAUGAAUCUUAUUCAAAGGAAGAAAUCCAUCAAGCAAUUGUUAGAAGAAUCGACUUGCUGUUCAAAUCCGUCUCAUUUGUCCUUCCCCCAUAUGUUAGGCUUGCUUCAACUGUUUACAGAAAUCGAAAAAUCAAUGCUGAACUGAAUGAAAGCUUUUUCCCUUUGAUCCA